AGCGCCCCGUAGCGGCGCCGCGGUUCACCGCCUGACGAGAAACGUAGAUAUUCUCGGCCUCACGACCAUUUUUGAUGGUGAUUGUGUGUGAAAGAGCAUGGAGGAAAGUCAGAAAAUAUGGUGUAACUAAGUGGAUUCUGUGGUUCGUGCGGGUCUCCUAGUGUGGACAAAAUGUGUAUGAACGUGUGUAUAUAGUAAUGUAUAUAUGGAAAUUGAUGCGAGACUCUGUUAGCUGCGAAACGCGUAUUAACAUAACAUUUAGCUUUCAAGAUGGCUGGAAACUGAAGGACUUCUUUGUCCCCCUGAUGACAGUAUGAUAUUGCGUUCGUUUAUGGCAGAGCACGUUAUUGAAAGGGAAUGCAUGACAUGUUCAUCCACUCCCAACAGUUGGUCACAAACAACUACAGCAGUGGUGCAGUACAAUCGAAGAAGCGCAAAGCAACAGAUCAGUAUAACAGUAUUAACGCUGAACAAUUUGUGUCUCAAAACUCAGCAUAUUCUCUGAGCCAGGCUAAUGCGAAUGAUGUUAACAGUAGUCAUUAUCAACAGCCAAGCGUACGAUCAUCUGCCAUCAAAUUGUUAGACUCCUACCAACGCUGUAACCAAAAGCGUAAGGCCUGGUCAUCUGAAGGUAAUGGUGAUUGUGGUCAAGCCGGAGGAGUUAUCACCGAAAAUACAAGUACAACCGUCACUACGGCUCACAGCAAAGUCAACGCGGCCCCCGGGGCCAAUCCCCAGCCGCAAGGUAAGCGGUCGGGGAGUGGCGCCGAUGGGGAUUACCAGCUUGUGCAACAUGAAGUUUUGUAUUCUAUGACGAAUCAAUAUGAAGUUUUGGAGUUUCUGGGCAGAGGAACAUUCGGCCAAGUAGUGAAAUGCUGGAAGAAAGGCACCAAUGAAAUCGUUGCAAUCAAAAUAUUAAAGAAUCACCCUUCGUACGCUAGACAGGGGCAAAUAGAAGUUAGUAUUUUAUCUAGAUUAAGUCAAGAAAAUGCAGAUGAGUUCAACUUUGUUCGUGCCUAUGAGUGUUUUCAACACAAAAAUCACACCUGCCUUGUAUUUGAAAUGUUGGAGCAGAAUCUCUAUGAUUUCCUUAAACAGAAUAAGUUCAGUCCACUGCCAUUAAAAUAUAUUCGACCAAUUCUGCAACAAGUAUUGACUGCAUUGCUGAAACUAAAGCAACUAGGUCUAAUACAUGCAGAUUUGAAGCCUGAAAAUAUCAUGUUAGUAGAUCCAGUGCGUCAGCCUUAUCGUGUAAAAGUGAUUGAUUUUGGAAGCGCUAGCCAUGUUAGCAAAGCAGUCUGUAAUACUUAUCUGCAAUCGCGUUACUAUCGUGCACCCGAAAUUAUUCUUGGCUUACCGUUCUGCGAAGCAAUCGAUAUGUGGUCUUUGGGAUGCGUAGUGGCUGAAUUAUUUCUGGGUUGGCCUCUAUACCCAGGUUCAUCAGAGUACGAUCAGAUACGUUACAUAAGCCAAACACAAGGACUUCCGACAGAGCAUAUGCUAAACAAUGCAUCGAAAACGACAAAAUUCUUCUACAGGGAUAUGGAAAGUACAUAUCCUUUCUGGAGAUUGAAAACACCUGAGGAACAUGAAGCCGAGACCGGCAUAAAAUCCAAGGAGGCUAGAAAGUAUAUAUUCAAUUGUUUGGACGAUAUUGGACAAGUGAAUGUUCCGACGGAUCUUGAAGGAGGACAACUGCUGGCGGAAAAAGUCGAUAGGAAAGAAUUUAUAGAUCUUCUUAAGAGGAUGCUGACUAUGGACCAGGUAGAACGUAGAACAACACCGGGAGAAGCACUGAAUCAUCCAUUUGUACGACUGGCUCAUUUGGUUGACUACGCGCAUUGCAACAAUGUGAAGGCCAGCGUACAAAUGAUGGAAGUAUGCAGAAGAAACGAUUUUAAUAAUACGUCUUCGUCCAAUCAUCAUCAGACGGCACAACAAGCGCCUUCUUUGGUUGCUAAUUUCGUUCCUAGUUCUAAUGGGAACGUUACUUUCACCAUUAACAACCAAUUGACUAACCAGGUACAACGACUCGUUAGGGAUAGACCAGGUUACGAUAAUUUGGCAUAUCAAAUAUACAAUGGACGUCCUGUCGGUAGACAAUACUCGACAAGUAGCAGGACUGAUCCUUUCCAACAUCAACUAGUAUCGAGCAUCCUGUGCCCUGCUGGUUAUCAGGGAAUGGGCGGAUCACCAGCUAAACAUGUAACUGUGGUCCAACAGCCUUCGUUACAAAUACAACCACCGAUAUUGAGCCAGCCUGGUCAACAGCAGUACGUACCAGUUAGUGUUGUGGAACCUAAUGGAAGACAAAUGCUUCUAACUAAUGCGGUGCAAACGUCGUGGCCGACCAACCGACAAAUGGCUAUAGUUCCAUCUUGGCAACAAAUACCGUCGCAACAUGCAACUAUACAACAGCCCAUUUUGUCGGAUGCCACUGAUUGGGGAAGACCGUUACUUGUCGAUUCAUCUGCUAUACUUCAAGAACAGAGGCCCGUAUUUCCAGUCGAUGUUGCUACUGAAGUUUAUAAUCAACCAAUUGUGGAACAUCCCAAUGGUUCGUGGUCAUCAACUAAAAGAAGCUCCAAAAAUCAUCUUCCACAAUCGACACAUCAUGGUCAUCAUCUUAUGGUCCCCACUCAUCAUAGAUCGCAACACGAUAAGAAGGAGCAAACACAACUUAGCCCAGUCAAGAAGCGUGUUAAAGAGAGUACACCGCCGUCGGAUCAAUCUUAUGCACAACAUUCCAGGAGAAAUCAUAGUCCUAUAAAUAACUGGCACCAUACUCAAGUACAUACUAAACAAGAACCUAGUAGCGGGCGCCAACAUACUAUUACUAUAAAUGACACACCUUCGCCAGCCGUCUCGGUGAUUACCAUUUCGGAUAGUGAAGAUGAAGGUUCGAAUCAAAAGAAACCUGUUAUUCAGAGCACAGUCCACGCUAAUGACAAUGUUAACAUUAAUAGAAAAAAUGUUAUUAGUUGUGUCAGCGUAGGCGAUAGCGACAAUGACGAUCGCAAGAGCCCGGCGAAGUUACAGAUUCCACAAUCCUAUCAACAUGUUAUAAAGAACGAGCCGUCGCAGAAUCCGAACAUAAAUUAUUCAGUUUCGCAAUCGCGCAAGAAUCGAUUGCUGGCGAAAGCUCAAACCGAAUGCAUGUUGAAUUUACCGACGAAACAGGAACCAGGCACCGAUUAUCAGAAUCAAACGCAUCGGUCCGAUUACAUGCAGAAUUGUGGAUCCACGUGUAAAGAGCCGAUCGGCCAAAACUAUCAGUAUGCAAAUAAUUCGGUUGCCGGUCACGGUGGUCAGGAUCAGCACAUCAUAUAUUCUGGCGAUAAGAGGGUGUCCUGGGCAGCCCCCACCGGGCACGCGUCAAGUUCGCACAGUGGGAACAGCAGGCGGCAUUCUGCGGUGCCGGUCGUAAACCUGCGCGAUUUCAAUAUUCAGCCGCAAGGGCAUAAGGAUUAUAUACAGCCACCUGCAGCUCACACUACUAGGGAUAUCGGGAUUUCAAGGGAUCAACAUUUGUUGGCUUCUGGGAAGAACUGGGGACCACAAACUAUACAUCAAGGGUAUAGACAUUCGAAUGCCCAUCUAUCACCGCAACCAUUGACCGGUGCUCCAAGAUUAUCUCCGCAACAUCCUCUAGCUGCAGCUGGUCAGCCCCUCUACCAUCAGACGGCGGAGCUGUACAGGCGGCCAGCAGUUUACGUGACGACCACCCAACCCGCCUAUAUACCUACGACCCAUCAAGUACCAACGGGUCGUCAAAUACCGCCACCUGCUCACCACGCAAGUGCAAGACCGGUACUAGCAAAUCAUCCGGGUCAUCCUUUGCCGGCCCACAUGCAAUUUCCAUCUCAUGCCCAAGUCGCAGCAGCCUCUUACGGAUUCGCACCACUGAGUCCAGCGAAAAGCCAUCAAUACCAAGCGAGUCUCUGGUUCGCCGAAUAAUUGCGAAACCGCAAAAGAUACGCGUAAUUCUAUAUAUAUAUAUAUGAAGAUAAGUAUACGUUUAUUUUCAUCAUCCUACACAACACUGCGUUUCGAUUGAAUUCAAACCGAACGAAGUUCCAAUUAAUCAACAGCAACAGCAUACUACUUAUCACACUAUAUGUCUGUCGUCUCUAUGUUAUUAUUAUUAGUAUUUUAAAUGAUUGAUUCGUUCGGGACUUUUUGAACUGGUGAUUGAAAGUAGAGUAUUAUUAUGAUUAUGUACAUACUGAAGAAACGGAAAUUAGUCAUCGUGCAAUUUGCAACAAUAUAUUUUGAUUAUGUUUGAUAAAUAUUAUAAGAACAUUGAGCUUUUCACACUAGAAAUACUAAUUAUUAAAAAAAUUGCACGUGGAAAGCUCUAUUUUAUUUCGAAACAAAUCUAACUUUG
Messenger RNA from Nicrophorus vespilloides, 4387 nucleotides. RefSeq names its product homeodomain-interacting protein kinase 2 (gene Hipk). The record is from RefSeq and is a predicted model, not a curated record. Gene Ontology annotation, cellular component: cytoplasm; nucleus. Lineage: Eukaryota; Metazoa; Arthropoda; Insecta; Coleoptera; Silphidae. The transcript is spliced from 11 exons. Bases 358 to 3957 code for a protein of 1199 amino acids. Gene Ontology annotation, molecular function: protein tyrosine kinase activity; protein serine/threonine kinase activity; ATP binding. Gene Ontology annotation, biological process: peptidyl-serine phosphorylation; peptidyl-threonine phosphorylation.